AUGCAUCUGUCGAGUGAAGUGAGUUCGACGACUAAUGGACUCGGACAUGAAGCGCCGUCUUCGAGUUACGGUGGUAGUGGUCUACCCAGUCAGCCGCUGACAGCUGAGCUGCUUGCUGAGAGGACUUUGGAAGGACUCCUUGCAGACCAUCCUGGCGAACUUGUUAAGACUGGCAGUCCACAUGUUGUGUGUACAGUUCUACCACCGCACUGGCGGUCGAACAAGACGCUACCGGUUGCAUUCAAAGUGGUUGCGUUAGGCGAUGUGGGCGACGGGACGCUGGUCACUGUUCGCGCCGGCAACGACGAGAACUGCUCCGCUGAACUUAGGAAUUGCACCGCCGUCAUGAAGAACCAAGUCGCGAAAUUCAAUGACCUCAGAUUUGUAGGCAGGAGUGGCAGAGGGAAAUCAUUUACGUUGACCAUAAUGCUGGCAACAUCACCGCCUCAAGUGGCUACGUACCAGAAGGCGAUCAAGGUGACAGUGGACGGGCCGCGUGAGCCCCGCUCUAAGACUAGGCACCACGGCUUCCACCCCUUCCAUUUCGGACCUAGGUUCGCUCCAGAUCCGCUAAUGGGAUCUCUACCAUUCAAAUUAUCAGGCAUAGCACAUCAGCUAGCAGGUCUGCCGGGCGGCGAGUGGGGGGCGCUCUCUAGACACUACCCACCGCCCAUGCUACCUUCACACGCGCACUUUACCCCGCACGUGCUGCCAGCUGCGCAUACGCAACAUCCGCACGUCCCUCCGCCGCCUCACGAGACGGAGGUAGCAUCAGAGACGCCCACCACUAUGAACGCCCACAGCACGACCAGUCCCGCAACUUCGCGGCCCGGCUCGCGUCCCUGCUCACCGCAGGACGACGACAUCUCCGUCACCGCGUCCGAUAGCCCCCCGCCCGACGACCGCCCCGGUGCCUUUACUUCCGUCAGGACGCGCAAGCCGUUGCAGCCCCUCCCUGCGCCAUCCAGCCUCUUCCAUAGUGCACUCGCCGCUCAGCUCUUCCUAAACUCACCCCUCCUUCCCGCCCCGCCUGCAUGGCUCUACUCACAACUCUACGGUGGAUACGACUGGUGGCUAAGACCACCUCCUGUACAGGAAGAUUCAGGAUCCAGCCCAGACAGAGAAGAUGAGGGCAGUUCCUCGAUUUCAGGAGUAGCGAAGAAAAGACCAGCAUCGCCGGAAUGGCCCGACCAGGGCGUCAGAACGCGUAGCAAGUCAAUGAUAACGCCGGAGAGACGUCCUAUAGACGUCUGGCGUCCGUAUUAG
This is a messenger RNA of Papilio machaon (common yellow swallowtail), 1266 nucleotides long. It is a transcript of the gene RunxB, whose product is annotated as runt-related transcription factor 1. The transcript is spliced from 5 exons. The record is from RefSeq and is a predicted model, not a curated record. Gene Ontology annotation, molecular function: ATP binding; RNA polymerase II cis-regulatory region sequence-specific DNA binding; DNA-binding transcription factor activity, RNA polymerase II-specific. Gene Ontology annotation, biological process: regulation of DNA-templated transcription. Gene Ontology annotation, cellular component: nucleus. The coding region runs from base 1 to 1266 and encodes 421 amino acids. NCBI's taxonomy places the organism in Eukaryota, Metazoa, Arthropoda, Insecta, Lepidoptera, Papilionidae.